AAAGUAAAAGAUUUAAGAAAAUAAAUAAACCUUAGAUGUCUGUUUUUGUAAAUGAACUCAUCUAUCACUAAAUGGAAGAUGGCACACAUGCAUCAUGGAAAAGAUUAGAAUAAAAAGAUUGCUUAAAAUCUCAUUGAUUUACACUACAACAUCAUAAACAACAACUAAACAACGCUGCUCCAUCUGCUUCGCUUAGCCUGCAACGCGGACUCGGCUCAGCGGCAGUCAGUGGAUGAAUGUAUGGAUCCUCCCUUUGACACCAGCAGCACAGUGCAGUGAUGCCGUUGAACCAAACGUCUCACAAUGACUCGGCGUGUGACAGCUUCAUUUAUGAUGCAAAAUUCGUCCCAGCUCUCUACUUUCUGAUGUUCCCCAUAGCUUUGCUGCUGAAUGGUGUGGCCGCCUGGGUGUCCCUGCACCUCAAGUCCACCUCCACCUUCAUGGUGUACCUGAAAAAUCUAGUGGCCGCCGACAUUAUCAUGACCUUGAACAUCCUGAUCAAGCCUGCAGGUGAUUUGCUGGGGGCGCCGCACAUGAUGUUCGCACUCUCGUGCUAUGUCAGUCCCAUCUUCUACAGCACGCUGUACACAUGUAUCACUUUGUUGGGUGUAAUAAGUCUGGACCGUUUCUUCAAGAUCGUGAGCCCCCGCAGCAAGUUGUGUGGUCAGAGCCUGACCUUUAGCAGAGUGAUAUCAGGCUCAAUCUGGGUGAUACUGUUCGGAAGCACAGCUUUGCCAAAUAUCAUUUUCAGUAACAAAUCAUUCGCCAGUAUGGCAGAGAUCACCAAAUGCAUGGACUUGAAAGGACCUGCCGGACUGGAGGUCCAUGAAAGUAUAGUGAUUUACAUGAAUGUUUUAUUCUGCCUCGUCAGCGUGGUCAUUGCGGUUUGCUAUAUUUGCAUCACAAACAAGGUCAUCCAGUCUUUUCGAAACUCCGGCAGCAAUAACAGCCAGGGAAAGCAGACGAUCAAGCUGCGCGUUUUUCUGGUUGUCAUUGUGUUUUUUGUGUCGUUUGGACCGUACCACAUUGUCAGGAUCCCGUACACCUUCCAGCAGGUCUACCAUUCUUCCCAAUCCAGCUGCGCUCGGGUCAAGGGCAGGUUCGCCAAGGAACUCAGCCUCUGGUUCGCCACCACAAACAUCUGCAUGAACCCGCUUCUCUACGUCUUCCUGUGUCGGGAGUUCAAGGAGAAACUGAUGUCAAUGAUGAAAAGCGUGUCCAUCUCACUCCAAGCAGCCUCAGCAGGGAAAGCAGAAGGCAAGUCACCAGAGUAGACUCUGACAUGGACUGAGCUCAGGUUUUAUAGAAGAUUUUAUAGACUAAAUGUCAGAUUCCUGUUUUACGCACUGUAUAUAUUUAGCUAUUUGUUGCAUAUUCUUUGUUGAAGUUGCAAGUUGAAGCUGUUUUGUGUCUUGUCAGAGUGUCGCUGUAAAUAGCUUGGAAACCAUUAACAGGAAAUACAAUAAGGAUGGAUGAGAUACACGGCAUGAGACAAGAGGGUGAUAUGCUGGAGGGCGUGGGGGGAUGUCAACAAAGGUUUUAUAGGAGGUCUGGAUGUCCAAAAUCAGAAGGCAAAUAGAGUUCUAGGAGAGAGACUAUAAAUGAAGCCUCCAUGCAAAGCAAGUUAAGUUGAAGCUAGUUCACAUUUGCAUCUCACUCUGAAGUUGUGUGUUCGUGGUAACAGUAAAGAUGACUUUAAAUGGGUGCCGCCGAUUUGUCUGAAAUGUGCCUAUCAGCCAAUGUCAUCAAUUUGCGGCGUGCUAAUCAGCACUUUGCAUGGGCGUUU
Molecule: messenger RNA, 1786 nt
Organism: Chelmon rostratus (copperband butterflyfish)
Lineage: Eukaryota; Metazoa; Chordata; Actinopteri; Chaetodontiformes; Chaetodontidae
Product: P2Y purinoceptor 13-like
Exons: 2
Coding region: 279-1274 (331 amino acids)
Biological process (GO): G protein-coupled receptor signaling pathway; negative regulation of adenylate cyclase activity
Cellular component (GO): membrane
Molecular function (GO): G protein-coupled purinergic nucleotide receptor activity
Source: RefSeq, a predicted model, not a curated record